CGGAGCUGCAGUCGCCUGGCAGAGAGAGGCCCAGCCUGGCAGCAGGGGAAACUGAGGCAGUGGUGUGGCCCUGGAGACUGAUGGUCGGAGCUGGACCUACCUGGGCCAGGGUGCUGUCCUCCAUAGGGGUCUACAGAGAUUGCUGGGGUCUGGGUGGGAGUCUGACCUGGGGACCUAGGUCCUGCCGUCUGCCUGCCUCUGGGAACGCACCAGGCCUGUUGCCCGCAAGAGCAUGAGUGAACAGGAGAAGGAGACGGAGGAGGAUGAGGGAGGGGGCACUUCCGACACGGCACCCAUGCUGCCAGGAAGAUUUCCUGACUGCCAGGCCUCAGCCCUGACGUCCCCAGAGUGGGUAGGCCUGGCUGUCCAAGGCCUUGGGACCCUGCUGCUGCCUGGCCAGGCCCUGGCGGGACUCCUGCUGCACCUGCUGCUGCCUGCAACCGUGUUCCUGCUGGUGCUGCUGCCAGCAGCUGCCAUCGUGUACCUGGGAUUCCUGUGCCAUUCAAGGGUUCACCCGACGCCCCGCCCCGCGUGCCGCGCGCUGCUCUCGGACCGAGGCUCCGCGGCGCUCAUCGUCCUCGGGUUCCUCUCGCUGCCUCCGCUGCUCGUGCUUGCCUCGGCCGCCCGCACCCGCCUAGCCAGGCGCCUCCGCACGCUGCUACCGCCCCCAACUUGGACCCCGGGACCCCGCCGCCACCCGGGGCGCAGCGACCGCGGGCGAGUGGGACGCCGCCCCGACGGGGAGGAGCAGCUCUGCGCCUGGGUGUGAGCCCCAGAGGCCUCGCCAAAGGACAAGACUUCCAGAUCCGGGAAGGCCCCCGAGCUCCUCCCGCGCCGCACGGGAGAGCCUCCGGCCUGCGAGCUCGGGCCCGGCGUCCCGGUUCCGUCCUCGCCAAUCGCGGGCCGACCUCGGGGCUUCGUACGCAGUGUUCCGAGUGGCCGCGAGGUGGCGCCAGACUCCCCCGAACCGCGGUCCCCGCCUCUCCAAGGUCUCCCCCCGCCGCAGUCCUCUCCGAGGCGGGGGCGCUGGGGAACCCCCAGGGAGGAGGGAGAUGCGUCUCGUAGAAGGGGCGCCUGGCCAGGCCCAGGGAAAGGUGGGCCUCUUGGCUUCUGUGCCGCACGGGGGGCAGCCCUGCGGGCCCCCGGAGGGUUCCAGAAGUGGCGAGACUUGCCCGGGAAGCACCUGGUUGCAGAAGGUCAGCAGUGGCCAACAGCCCCAGGCCUUGCAGGGCUCAGCGGGGGGCGGGGGGGGGCGAGCAUCGAGACAGGUUCUCUGGGUAAGUUGAAGCUCUUUCCCCGUGUUUGGCUUGGAGCAUGUUUCCAGUGGUGGACACGCUCUCAUUCACCCGUUUGGUAUAUACUGUGUGUCCCGUCCCUGCAGACCCCUACCCUUCAUCAGUUCUGGAGAAUUCUCAGCCGUUGCCCCGUUGCCCCGUGUCUCCAAGUUGGCCUCCCCUGAGGGAGCAUCUCUUCCGCUUUCCUCCCAGCCUCCGCUCACCUCUCUGUUGUGUUUCCUGCUCCCCCCGCUCUCUGGCCGCAUUCUGGGCAAUUUAUUCAUCUUCUUCCAGUUUCGCUAAUUCUUUGGUUCUGUCUAAUAUGCCAGUAAACGCAUUCAUUUAAUUUUAAGUUAUUUUAUUAUCAUAUCUAGAAGUUAUACUUGUUUCUUACUCAGAUCUCCACGCAUGUGCAAUUUUUGGAUUCCAGUUUUGCUUCAGUUUCUUGAGCAUUUCACAUAUAGUUAUUUUAUAUUCUGUACCUAACAAUUCCAAUUUCUUACUCUUUGGGGGGUCCAAAUCAGAAACUUGAUGUCUCCGCUGAUUCUAAUAGUAUAUUGUUUCCUUGAAUGGAUGCUCAUUCUCCACUGUCAGCCCGUACCUGUGGAGACCCUGAGGACACAUCCCGCCAGGAAGGAGUCCCUCUUCUGUGCGGCCUUUCCUAAUCGCGGGUGCGCCUCUCCAUCCCUGUGUCGAGGGGCCUUGCUGCUAUCCCACCUGUUUCCUUUCAUCUUCCUGGGUUCCUGCUCAUUUCUGCUCAUUACCCUUCUAUUUGUUUAUUUAUUUAUUAGUGUUUUUAAUUUGGGGGGAGCCUUGAAGAUAUUUACUUCCUUGUAAGCCCAGCAGUGUAUUAAAAUUGUGUUUCUUGGGGCACCCAGGUGGCUCAGUCCAUUAGACGUCUGUCUUUGGCUCAGGUAAUGAUCCCAGGGUCCUGAGAUCGAGCCCCACAUCGGGCUCCCUGCUCAGUGGGGAAUCUGCUUCUCCCUCUCCCUCUGCUGCUCCCCCUGCUUGUGCUCUCUCGCUCUCUGUCAAAUUAAUAAAAUCUAAAAAAUAAAAGUAAAGUGUGUUUCUUGGGACGCCCAACUGGCUCAAGUCGGAAGAGCAUGUGACUCCUGAUCUCAGGGUUGUGAGUUCAAGCCCCACAUUAGGUGUGCAGAUUAUUUUA
This is a messenger RNA of Ailuropoda melanoleuca (giant panda), 2439 nucleotides long. It is a transcript of the gene TMEM278, whose product is annotated as transmembrane protein 278. Gene Ontology annotation, molecular function: PDZ domain binding. Gene Ontology annotation, biological process: negative regulation of canonical Wnt signaling pathway. Bases 233 to 769 code for a protein of 178 amino acids. The record is from RefSeq and is a predicted model, not a curated record. Gene Ontology annotation, cellular component: plasma membrane. The transcript is spliced from 2 exons. NCBI's taxonomy places the organism in Eukaryota, Metazoa, Chordata, Mammalia, Carnivora, Ursidae.